GCGAGCACACGCGCAGUCCAUCUCUCCUCACUCCGAAGCUCGCUCGCCUCGCUCUCAGUUAUCCCACGCAUCACGCACCGUCAAGUUGACUGUCGCCAUGCGGGAUCACAGGCGUGAAGCUGCUUUCAUGUGAUCAUCUCUCCGGCUGCAGGUGAGAAAGAGCUGAGUGCGUGCCGCGCUGCCCAGAACUGUGGUGCCACGGAUGCGCUUUACGCUGCUGCAUGAAUGCUUGGUCAUAACCCCUGGAUUUCAGCAUCAUUGCAAAGGACGGCGAUGCGUUUGGUCCAGCAGCGGUCUCGGUGCGCUCGGUGAUGGAUGUCUUGUAUAUUUUUCCUCUUGGGAAUUAAGGAAGGUUAAUGGAGAGCCGUGCGCUUCCGUGCGCCUUUUGAACAAAUUGCGUCUUCUUCUUUCGGGCUUGUGCAUGCCUGCGUUGAGAUUUGCACAUUAAUGCUGGGUCAUUCGGCAUUACUGAUGUAAAAAUGCUGAACAACAUUCUGCUACUGAGUGUUUUAACGGUCACCAGUCUCCCAUCAAAGACAGAGAGCCGCAAAACUUCCAAAGACAUCUGCAAGAACCGGUGCUCGUGCGAGGAGAAGGAGAACGCAUUAAACAUCAACUGUGAAAACAAGGGUUUCACCACGGUCAGUCUGUUUCAGCCUCCGCAAAACAAAAUCAGCCAACUCUUUCUGAAUGGAAACUUUCUCACCAAGCUCAGCCCAAACGAAUUCUUCAAUUAUGGUAAUGUAACAUCUCUGCAUUUGGGUAAUAAUGGCUUGCAGGAAAUCAAACCGGGGGCGUUCAAUGGGUUAAAAAACUUAAAACGUCUCCAUCUUAAUAACAAUAACUUAGAAAUCAUUAGAGAGGACACUUUUUCUGGUCUGGAAAGUUUGGAGUAUUUACAGGCUGAUUACAAUUAUAUUAGUGCCAUUGAAGCAGGUGCGUUUAAUAAACUGAAUAAACUCAAAGUGCUUAUACUCAACGACAACCUUUUGCUCUCUUUGCCUAAUAACAUAUUCCGCUUUGUCAUGUUGACGCAUUUGGAUUUACGGGGAAAUCGACUGAAAACGCUGCCGUUUGCUGGUGUCCUGGAGCACAUAGGUGGAAUAAUGGAAAUCCAGCUGGAGGAGAAUCCAUGGAAUUGCACUUGCGAUUUGAUACCUCUGAAAGCCUGGCUGGAUACAAUUUCGGUCUACGUGGGGGAUAUCGUUUGCGAGACGCCUUUCAGACUGCACGGCAAAGACGUCACGCAGUUGAUAAAGCAAGACCUUUGCCCUAGACGCAAUCCUGGAGACGCGAGUCACCGCGCAAUGCAGCCGCCGUCUGACUCGCAAUACCAGGCUCCAUCUCCGACCCUUCGGGCCCGGGUGACGCCGACCAGAGCCCCAAAAGCUUCCCGCCCCCCCAAAACGAGAUACCGUCCCACACCGCGCGUCACGUCCAGCAGAGACAAACACGUAUUCGGGCCUAUCAUGGUGUACCAGACACGGUCGCCGGUUCCAAUUACGUGUCCGAGCGUUUGCGUGUGCACAUCACAAAAUCCAGACAGCGGAUUAAACAUCAAUUGCCAGGAACGCAAACUUCAGAACAUCUCUGAACUUCAACCCAAACCAUCAUAUCCAAAGAAACUGCAUUUAACUGGUAACUAUUUGCAAACCAUAUACAGGACGGACCUGACGGAGUACAGCACCCUCGAGCUUCUGCACUUGGGAAAUAACAGAAUAGCAAUCAUUCAGGACGGAGCAUUUGAGAAUCUGACGAGCCUGCGAAGGCUCUACCUGAAUGGCAACUACAUUGAAAGCCUGUCUCAGUCUUUAUUCGCUGGAAUGCAAAGUUUGCAAUAUCUCUACUUGGAAUAUAACAUCAUCAAAGAGAUAUUACCCCUUACAUUCAACUCGCUGCACAACCUGCAGCUUUUGUUUCUUAAUAAUAACCUCCUGAGAUCACUUCCCGACAAUGUGUUCGGAGGAACCAUGCUGACAAGGCUUAAUCUCAGAAACAAUCAUUUCUCACAUCUCCCAGUGCGCGGGGUGCUCGACCAGCUCUCCGCCUUCAUACAAAUAGAUCUCCAGGAGAACCCGUGGGACUGCACGUGCGAUAUCGUGGAGCUGAAGAACUGGAUGGAGCUGUCCAGCACCAGCGUCGUUGUGAACGAGAUCACGUGCGACUCGCCAUCCAAGCACGCAGGCAGGCUUUUGCGCUCCCUUCGCAACGACGCCAUCUGCUCGGAACCGGAGGAGGUUCCUGUGACCAAAGCUCCCACCGUGGUGAGCUCGAGCACCGAAGCGACCCCCUUUUCUACCGUAACCCCCACGGACAGAGUGCCCGAGAUGCCCCCGGAGGUGCCGCUGUCCGUUCUCAUCUUGGGCCUGCUCGUUGUGUUCAUCCUCUCCGUGUGCUUCGGGGCGGGUUUGUUCGUGUUCGUCCUCAAACGUCGCAAGGGGGUCGAGAGCGUCCCCUCGGGUGCCAAUAACCAUUUGGACUUGAACUCUUUCCAAGUACAGUACGGCUCUUACAACCCAGACGCCGGCGCGGAUAAAACCGAUAAUCACGUGUAUAACUAUAUCCCUCCGCCUGUGGGUCAGAUGUGCCAAAAUCCCAUUUACAUGCAGAAGGAAAGCGAGCAGGUGGCUUAUUACCGGAACCUGAAGAAGGAGCUGAGCUUCGGCACACUUGACCCCAAAAAGGACGAACUCAAUCGUAGCCCGGCUUACACUAUAAGCACAGUGGAGUUCAUUGAUAAGCAGCCGUGCGCCAAGCGCGAACCGGAGCUGCUUUACCAGAACCUUGUGGAAAGGGCAAAGGAUCUGCCCCAGUCAGGGCCGCUAAGCUAUAACUUUUGCACUUUACCCAAAAAAUCCUUCAUUGCACCAUACGAGACCACCCGACGGCAUAACCAGGAUCGAUUAAACAAAACCGUGCUCUACGGGACCCCGAGAAAAUAUGCCGCACAGUCCAAAAACGAGCUGUCCAACAAGCUUAAAACCGAGCCGGACUACCUCGAAGUUCUGGAGAAACAAACUGCGAUGAGUCAGUUGUAAUAUGGAGUCCACGUAGGCCUGUGUCAUGUGUAUUAAAACCACAUAAGACGAUAUAAAACAUCACAAACCCAAGCCUUCCGUCUUCUUUUAGAGGCUGUCUACAUCGCCGCAAUUUAAAGAUAUAUUAUUUUCUCUAAGGUUUAAAUUAUUUCUUCUACUUGAAACGUCAAGACUGUAGCAGUUGUCGCAAGAAUAUGUAUAGCUUACAGCUUCAUGCUUUGUUUUUGUAAUAUGAAAUCUAUUUUCUCUCAGAUGACAGGGUUGUUGAAAUGACAUUCCUGUAGAUUAUCUCGGAUGGUGAGUGCAACACAAGUUCCUGGUUCCAGAAGUGCCUUUUGCACUUAAAAGUAUUUUAUCUCUGCUUUCUGCUAAUCGACUUUUUAUAAGUGCUGUAUUUUAAGACUCUUUAUGUAAAAUAGGAUUAUUUGUCCAUUGCAUUAAACUGAAGAAAGGUUAAAUGGCACUCCGUUGUUGGGUAAAAUAUUAUUUCAUUGCUGCAGCACGAAAAUCAGCUAGCUCAAAAUAGUUUCAGUCAAAACUGAUUUAUUUAAAAUGAAGAACGCAGAUGCUCGGUGAUGGAUGUGGUUUGAACAGUUUAAUGCGGCACGUCUGAGCACCGUUAAUGGCACGUGCAGUGUGUGUGUAUGCGUGCGUGCGUGCGUGUGUUUGUCUUUUUUUAGGCCAGCUGACAAUUUAUACUAAAUUAGUUUAUACUUGAUUGCACAUAAAGGUAGAGAAACUUGAAAAAAUGCAGUGUUUGAAGACAAUUGCUCCAGAAAUAGUUUAUAUUUUCAUACAUAUGUAUUUUGUCUGAUGUUUCUUAACGACGUGACGCAAUGGCUUGGUUACUGAGUGUCUGAUAUGCGUUACUCUUAAAUGUUUGUUUAUUCAUCUGUUUAAUUGACAUCAGUUUGCACUUUACUAUUAGAAACCUCGGUCGCUGUCCAUGGUGCUAAUAGUGUUUACAUUGGUUGAUAGCGCAAUGCUGUGGUCUCAGUGCUGAAUAUCACUUAUUUGUAUAUGCCUUAUGUAAAUUACUUUAAUUAUUUGAUCGAUGAUACAUUGAUGUUAUAUUCCCUAAAUAAGACGAACAUUAUUAGUUUGUACCAUUAUGUUUUGUUGAUUUUAAGUUCUUUCCUUUUAAGUUUACAUUUAUAUAUAUUUUAAAGGGCCAUAUGCUGUUAUUGCAAAUCUCUACAAAAAAAAACAAUUUUUUUCUUUAUUUUGUUACAUUUCAUUCAUAAUUAAUUACCUUGCUAAAAUGUUUGCAAGUGAUCUGAGCAUCUUGAGUUUAAACGAGGCAAAUAUUUCCGCUAUGGGAAGAAAUGAGCGGCGCUUGAUGUGAGAGAAUGUUUUUCAUCCAGUUUUAAAUGGAGUACAAUGAGCCUCUGUGUGGCUGUUUCCUGGUGUGGCUGAGAAUGGCCGUGCCGCACAUGCUCUGCACAUCAAUGAGCGGCCUGACCAGCAAAACGCUUGCUGUUCUAGAUGGAGACGUCAUGCCUUGGUUUGAACUAAAUUGUUGAGCUCUAAUCGGUUUAUGCAAAGCUAGCGAGGAGGUUUCACUGAUGCAGAUUCAAAUUACAAAUACAGUUGGUUCCAGUUUACUUUGUGUGUCUUUCUCAUUUUGCGUGAAUGUGCAUAGAAGCAUAGCAUAUAUGCAUUACAGAUGCAGUUGGAUUGGGUGAUUAUGCUUAUGUAUUCGAAAAUAUUUUUUAUAAGUAUGAGAAGUGUGCAGUCCAUCAUUACAACCGUAUAAUAUUUUAGAGAGGUAAGUUCCUGCUGUGUGGAUAGUGGGAUAGUGAACUACUGUAGGUUUAUUGAAGAGAGAGCUUUGGAGACCCAGAGCCCCAGCAGUGCUGCAGCACUUUUACGCCAGUAGCGAUGAAUUAUGUCAAGAGGGUCGAAUGUAGUUGGCUCCAGAUUCAAAUCAAUGGAAGUGAUCCGAGAGGCUUGCUGCUGGGGGCUUGUCCUCAAACUUUCCUGGCUCGCUUUAGCUAUGCUUGUGGGCAGCUUCCAACUUUUCCCAUAUAAAUCAUUAUCUCUGCUUUUUAUUCAUCUCUGGUUUGCAGGCAUGUGACUACCAGGAAGAGCAAGUAAUUUUUUGUGGCUCUGAACUGUGAUGUAUUCAUGACGGGCGUAACUUAGAUUUACUGAGUCAGUAUGUAGAUCUCUUGAGUAACUGCGGAGCCCGAAGGCAAAUUCUUUGCAAGGCAAUGACGUCUGAACUGUACAGUAAUGUUGCGGCAAAGAACUGAAUAUUAAGCAUUUUGAUGGACUCGUUCUCAUUUUUAUGUGCAUUAUAUUAUAUUGCAGACCAAUAUCAUUUUUAAGACCUUAAAAAUCAAUGGGCCUAUCAGUCAGUUUUAACCUUAUUCGUGUUUUAUAUGAAGUAUUAGUUGAUUAUUUUUAGUAACAAAGCAUGACUUUGUAUUCCAAAUUUUCCUAAACCAUUAUGGCAACACAGAUUAAGUCCUAAAGUUAUCUAUGGAUGAAUAAUUAGAUCUACAGAGCUCCUGCACAGCAGCACCUCUGCAACAAACUCUUGCACUAAUAAGUAAAGAAAGUAAUUGGAGCCUGUUAAAGUUACAUUAGCACAUACAGUAGAUGGAUAUCAGUGAUUCAGUUUAUGGAUCCAGUUAAAAACACAUGCUGCGUGAGGAAAACAGCUUGAAAAUAGCCAUCGAGGGACCACUCAAGACCACUCGCAGGGAUCUUGAGAGCUCCAAUCAAACAAAGUGAUAGUAGAGCAUGCAGUGAUAUCAGAGGAGCACCGCUGUGUGCCAAAACCUAUAGACCAAUGAUUUUACUGAAUAUUCACUACCUGGCUAAACGUGUUUGAAACAAAAUAAUAGUUCAAAAUUACACUUCUGACUAUAUGCACUGAUGUAUUGGCCUAUAAUCAGUAUUGCAUAUAUUUAUAAAGCAAUAUUUCUGACAAUCGGAUAUAGCGAAUUGUUUUAAAACAGCAGAUGAUUGGGGGAGAUUAUAAUCUCAGAAUUAAAGGGGUAUGCAUCAAAACUCAUGCUGCGUGAUUAUUUUGAAUUGGGAGACAAUAACAACUAGGGCUGGGACAAUACGUUGCGAUACACAACUAAAAUGCUGAUAUCUGAUAUCGCAAAGGUGAUAUUAUGCAUAACUCUUUCAUGUACUAUGGCCCUCUGAUCAGUAGUAAGUCCUUAUCAAUCUAUAAUCACUGUAAGUUUGAGUCGUUUAUAUCAUGCAUUUGAAAAAGCAACACUCAUCAAACAUAAUGAUUAUACAUAUUCUGUUUUAUCAUGAAAAUACCUAAAAAGGUUUGAUUAACAUAUAAAUAUGAUUAUAGGCAUUUCGUAGAGCUGCGUGUGUAAAUGGUUCUUCUUCUGCGGUGCAUAUUGAGUUGCACAAGAGCGCCCUCUGGCUUUUGGAUGUACCAGCAUUUUACCGUAAUCAUUAAAGGCGGGGUGCAUGAUCUUUGAAAGCCAAUGUUGUUAUUUGAAAUCACCUAAACAAUCACGCCCCUACCCCAAUAGAAUCUGGACCUUCUUUUGAAAGACCCGCCCCACACAUAUGCAACCCAGGCAACGAUGUUGGUUAGUAGACACGCCCCUUACUGCUGAUUGGCAACAAGUGUGUUUUGGUAGUCGGCCCGACUCCCUUUUCAGCCCAGUCACACGAAAUUAUGUACCUAUAGUCACAUAAUUUUUUUUAUUUUUUUGUGAUUACUGUCACAAAUUUCCAUGUUUAUGUGUCAUUGUCACGUAAUGGUUACUCAACUGUUUUGUCCUAUUUUCUUAGCAUUUUAGAUUCGAUUUAGGGUUAGAUUUAUAUAAAAUGACAUCCGUAUCCAAACCCAACUCUAACCCUAACGUCAGGCGACAAUGUUUUAAAAUUUAGAAAAAAAUCAGAAAAAAUAGUAUAAGCCAAUACUUCAACUAAUUAACCCUAAACCGAAGCAAAAAAUU
Molecule: messenger RNA, 6979 nt
Organism: Misgurnus anguillicaudatus (oriental weatherfish)
Lineage: Eukaryota; Metazoa; Chordata; Actinopteri; Cypriniformes; Cobitidae
Gene: slitrk2
Product: SLIT and NTRK-like family, member 2
Biological process (GO): positive regulation of synapse assembly; axonogenesis
Cellular component (GO): glutamatergic synapse
Molecular function (GO): protein binding
Source: RefSeq, a predicted model, not a curated record